Messenger RNA from Kluyveromyces marxianus DMKU3-1042, 894 nucleotides. It is a transcript of the gene SNZ3, whose product is annotated as pyridoxal 5'-phosphate synthase subunit PdxS. NCBI's taxonomy places the organism in Eukaryota, Fungi, Ascomycota, Saccharomycetes, Saccharomycetales, Saccharomycetaceae. Gene Ontology annotation, biological process: amino acid metabolic process; pyridoxine biosynthetic process; pyridoxal 5'-phosphate biosynthetic process. The coding region runs from base 1 to 894 and encodes 297 amino acids. Gene Ontology annotation, molecular function: amine-lyase activity. The record is from RefSeq and is a predicted model, not a curated record. The transcript has a single exon.
AUGUCAGAUUUCAAACUAAAAGCUGGUUUGGCACAAAUGUUGAAGGGCGGUGUCAUUAUGGAUGUGGUGACAGCUGAACAGGCAAUCAUUGCAGAGAAAGCAGGUGCUUGUGCUGUGAUGGCUUUGGAGCAAAUUCCUGCUGAUAUGCGUAAAUCUGGUAAAGUUUGUCGUAUGUCAGAUCCAAAGAUGAUCAAAGACAUCAUGAAUAGUGUCAGUAUUCCGGUAAUGGCUAAAGUGCGUAUCGGUCACUCUGUUGAAGCCCAAAUUCUCCAACAAUUAGAGGUUGAUUAUAUUGAUGAGAGUGAAGUGCUAACACCUGCCGAUUGGUCAGAGCAUAUAGAUAAAAACAGUUUCAAGGUACCAUUUGUCUGUGGUGCUAAGGACCUCGGUGAAGCUCUAAGAAGAAUUCAAGAAGGUGCAGCAAUGAUACGUACUAAAGGCGAAGCUGGUACUGGAGAUGUUUCCGAAGCCGUGAAACAUAUUAAGAAGAUAAGAGGUGAAAUCAAAGAAUUGCAAGAAUCCUUGGGUGACGACGAACAGUUCAUUGAGCAAAAAGCUAAGGAGUUUAGAGUAUCUACCGAUUUAUUAAAGAAAGUAUUAGAAGAUGGCAAAUUACCUGUCGUUAACUUCGCUGCUGGUGGAGUUGCGUCUCCAGCAGAUGCUGCACUCUUGAUGCAAUUGGGCUGUGAGGGUGUAUUUGUCGGAUCUGGUAUUUUCAAGUCGAAUAAUCCGGAAAAGUUAGCACGUGCCAUUGUGGAAGCAACUACUCAUUAUAACGACACUGAAGUGCUAUUGAAGGUUUCCAGUGAUUUAGGAGACCUAAUGGGAGGCUUGACAAUUGAAUCAUUGGAAAAGAACAAUAAUUCGAAAAGAUUGGCUAAUAUUGGCUGGUAA